AUGGUAAUUGUUGGUGCGGAGAGUGAAUGUCAAGCGCUCUCUUCCACCCUCAAUACCACGACUGAGACGAGCAAUCUCCUUUCGUGCUGCAUUCAGCUGCUCUUCCGUGGAAGGAGAUGCUUCCAGAGAUCUUAUAAAAGUGUGUGUAUAUAUACCGGUAUAUAUCUCUCUACUGAGAAGCACUCGCUGUAUUACAUUUACACUGGUUUGUCCAAACCUGUCAAUCGGCCGGGCAUCUAUCAAUUCACUGCUAUGGGUCUGCUAGAUGACAGACAGAUUGACUAUUACAAUAGCAGAGAACAGAGAAAUAUUCCCAAACAGCUCUGGAUAAAAGAGAAAAUGCAUGAGGAUUACUGGGAAAAAGGCACCCAGUCCAGAAAGAGCAAAGAACUGUGGUUUAAUAUAAAUAUCGACAUUCUGAUGAAACGAAUGGGACACAAUGAAUCAGAUGUUCAUGUUCUUCAGUGGAGAACUGGUUGUGAAAUUGAGAAGCAGGGAAAUGAAGUGAGGUUUUCUAAAGGCAUUAGUGAGUACAGCUAUGAUGGAGAAAACGUUCUGUCUUUUGAUGAUAAAGAGGCUCAAUGGGUCGCCCCAGUUGAAGCAGCUCUACCAACCAAGAGAAAAUGGAAUAGUGUGCCCAUCCUAAAGCAGUACACCAAAGGCUACCUGGAGAAAGUGUGUGUGGACUGGCUCAACAAAUUCAGAGAAUAUGGAGAUGAGGCGCUCAUAAACGCCUAUACAGAAAAGUACUAUAACCUGAUGAAAUGCUGGAGUUCCUGUAAAAGAAGGACCUCAAGCUCCAUCAGGCUGGAUGGGGAGCAUCGGGUCGUUGUCCUGUUGGAAGAUAAACCGUCGCCCCAGUCUGAGGUCCAGAGCGCUCUGAAGCAGGUUCUCAUCAAGGAUGCCUCUGAUUGCUGCAUUCAUCUUUCCCUCGAUCCUGAGUAG
Messenger RNA from Onychostoma macrolepis, 945 nucleotides. Its product is annotated as major histocompatibility complex class I-related gene protein-like. The record is from RefSeq and is a predicted model, not a curated record. Bases 1 to 945 code for a protein of 314 amino acids. Gene Ontology annotation, cellular component: external side of plasma membrane. Lineage: Eukaryota; Metazoa; Chordata; Actinopteri; Cypriniformes; Cyprinidae. Gene Ontology annotation, biological process: immune response. The transcript has 9 exons.